This is a messenger RNA of Adineta steineri, 3458 nucleotides long. The record is from the annotation of a GenBank genome assembly. Lineage: Eukaryota; Metazoa; Rotifera; Eurotatoria; Adinetida; Adinetidae.
CACUUUAUGCUCAAAAUAUUCAAGCACAACGUCGUCGACAAAUUCUUAAUCAAUUACAGAAACGUUUAAAUGAUAUAUUACCAUGUUUAAUACGUAUAUCCAAUGAUCUUUUAACUGUUCCUGAACAACAUGAACGUUUAACUCAAACAUGUCUUUUAACUGUCAAUAGUUUUCUUACAUGGGUUGAAUAUAAUCAUUUUGAACAAUAUGAAUUAUUUCUUUGUGAAUUAUUUUUGAAAUUCUUUCAAUUAAAUUCUGUUAAAUUACGUCAUGCUUCAUUUGAAUGUUUACUUAGUCUUGUUAAUAAACGUUUAGCAAGAAAACUAUUACAACAACAACAGCAACAAAAAAAUAAACGUAUUGCAUCAUUACCAUCUGCAGCAUUAAAUUGUCAACAAGAAAAAUUAUUUCUUAAUUAUUUAGUUGGUGAUAAUACAUUAGAAAUAUUCUAUCGACUUCUAAUUAGUCCAACAGAUUCAAUUGAACAAUUACGUGCUAUAGUAACAAAUGAUCAUAUAAAUUGUUUAAAAAUGCUUGGACAACUUCUUGUAAAAUUAUCAAAUAAUUUAUUACAAUUAUUUCAACAAUUAGCAACAAAAUCUAUUGAUGAUAAUGAAUUUUUAACAUUUGUUAAUGAACGUACACGUUCAUUUUUACAAUUUCUUCUCUUAUUAAAUCAACAUCCAUUUCAUUUAUUAUCAUUAAAUUCUUAUCAAGCAUUAAAUUUAUUUAUAAUUCGACAGCCAACACUAUUAUCAAAUGAACAAUUUUGUUUAAAAUUAAUAUUUAAUUUAAAACAAUCAUUACAUCGUAUUUAUUUUCCAUCAUCAUCAGUAACAACAACAACACCCGAUGAUAAUGAGAAUGAAAUAUUAAAAAAACAAUUCAUACAUAAUCAACAAUGUUUUAUCUAUGCUCUGUUUGAAUACGAUAGUGAAGAGCAAUUUUAUUGGAAAUUUUUCUCACAAUAUCGAAGUGAAUUACAGAAAUUAAUUAAAUCAUUUAUUGGUCUAUUCUUUACUGAAACAAUUUCAGACAUUGAAAGAAAUAUGUCGUGUUUAAAAUCUAUGCUUGAAAAUCUUUUCAUCUAUCUUGAAUCACUUGUUCAACGUACACCAAAUAAAACUCAGAAUUCAUUAUCAUCGAUAUAUUUAAUCAUAGAAUGGGAAGCAUUUUAUUUAUUACUUGAUCAUGUUUUAUUUAUUAUUCGUAAAGAAUUAUUUUCAUCAUCAACAUUAACAAUAAAAUCAGCUGAAAAAUUUCAAUCAUUAUUAAUGACAUCAACUUUGACAGAACAAUUUUUACGUACAUUAAAAUUUCUCUUACAAUUUACACCAGAUUUAAGUGAACAUAUUCAUGGACAUGUUCUAAAUUUAUUAUCAUGUAUGUUUUUUAUUACACAACAUGAUCAAACAUUAGCGAUACAAAUUAUUCAACGUCUUCUAACAACAUUUCAAUUAUAUCAACAACAAUCAAUUAAUGGAAUAAAUUUAAAUGAAUGUGAAACAAUGCAAACACAAUCAUCAAAUGCAUUUCUUUAUUUAUGUAAGAAUUUUCCAAUAAAAAUGGUUGAUUAUUAUACAGAAUUAUAUCCAUUUCUUUGUCAAUUAUAUAAAAAUGAAUUUCAAUUAACAAAAACUUCUUUAUCAAUAACAAUUGAUGAAUUAUCAUGUCCAACAUUAAAAUUACUUGAUGCUAUACAAAUGUUAUUUCAUCAGAAAUUAUUAAAAGAUAAUAAUCAAUUUGAAGAUUUUUAUGAACUUAUUAAACCUAUUUAUGAAGUAUUAAAUAUAUCAUUAACAGCUGAAACAUUACCGGAAUUUAUUGAAUAUCUUGAUUUAUGUUCAAAUCGAAUCAAUCAAAUGAAUUUAAUACGUUAUCGACGAAGAAAUUUAAUGCUUGCAUUACAUUGUCUAUGUUUAAUAUUACGUUAUUCAAAACAACAAUCAGAUACGAAUUUACGUUCAAAAAUUUCUAUUUGUCUUCGACCAAUUUUAUCUGAUUAUAUUAUAAAAGUAACACAAUUUUGUAAUCAAUUAUAUGAUAGACAAAUAAAUCCUUUCUAUGAUAUAUUAAAAACAAAUUUAACAUAUAGUGAAACAGAAAGACAAUUGUAUUUAGGUACAUAUGAAAGUAAUAAUAUGGCAAAAGCAACAAUUACAUCAACUAUUACACCGUCCAGUCUUCCUGUGAGUAUUAUUCGUUUUCAAUCAACAUCAAAUACUGUAGUAGAUGAUCAACGUCUUCGUGAUUAUCUUCACCGUCUAUUUGAUAUAUGUUAUCAAAUAAAUGGCAUAUAUUUUGCGCAUGAUACUGAUUUAUAUUACAUAAAAAUAAAUGAUGAUAGUUAUUUUUUAACAACAUUUUUACAAAAAAUUUUAUUUGAAAAUUUAAAUACACUUCCAUCAUUUCGUCUUCGUAUUGUUUUACGACAUUUUUGUCGUGUAUUUGUUGAGAAUUAUUAUUCAUCGAUAGAUAUGGAUAAAGAAGUGAUAAAUGAAUUAUUUCUUACAUUUCUUGAUGUUUUUCUACCUUUUAUUCAACAACGUUUAACAACUAUGUGGAAUAAUUUAUUAGCAACAACAAAUAAUUAUCAACAAGGUGAAUGUUCCGAUGAAGUUAUUGAAGAAUGUGUUUGUGUUUUAAUUACACGUGAUUUUAUUGAUAUUAUUCGAUAUUUUAUAUUUAAAACAUUACCACCAGGACAAACAAUUUCGAAUGCAAAUAAUACAAAUAAGAAAAAGACGAAAAUUAAUAAUGGACGAAAUAAUAGUGAAAGUAUGUGUGAAGAAAUAAAUAAUGGUGAUUUAGAUCAAAUUGAUGAAUGGGAUGAACAAGUUGCGAAUAAUAGUAUUAGUAAUAAAUUAAUGAACAAUUCGCAAGAUAAAAUGGAUUAUAGCGAUCUAUUUAUGUAUAUGAUUAAAACAUCUCGACAAAAUUCUCCAUUGGCUUUACGUUUUUUCAGUUGUAUUAUUAAAAUAUUAUUUGAAUGUUUAACAUUUCCCGAUGCAUAUUGUAUCAAUCGUUUUCUACCAAUUAUUCUUCCGCUAACAAGACUCUAUACAGAUAUUAUUGAAAAACAAACGAAUCCAUCAUCAAUUAUUGAUGUAAAAUUUUUAUUUCAAUGUUUACUGAAAGCACUCGAAAGACAUAAUGAAAAUGAAGGUGUUAAUACAAAUCUUAUAUCAUUAAUUGGUCAUAUAUAUGAAUUAUGGCAUACUCAAUAUGUUGAACAACUUGAUUUAGUCUUUCAUCAAACAAUUCCACAAUUAAAUAUUGAAUUAUUAAAUACAUAUAAAACACGUUUAUUAACAAAUAGUAAUAAUAAAAAACAGCCACAAAUAGCUGAACGUGAACGACGUGAUACAAUCAAAAAUUUAUUAAAUCCAAUUUUAUUAUCACCAAUACCAUCGAAUAAAAAAGAAGGAUUUAAUACAAUAAAUCCAUUUAUAAUAUAA